AUGUCGGCACAAAUUCAGCAGGCUGUUGAAAUAGCAAACAGCCCUUCCAGUGACCAGAUUUUGAAGGAGCAGGCCUUGGCUUUUAUCACACAAAUCAAGACUUCUGCUGAAGGCUGGAAAAGCUGCUUAAAGCUUCUCCAACUAGAUUCUACCAGUUUGCAUACCAAAUUUUUUGCCUUCCAGGUAGUAGAUGAUAGGUUACCGUUCCUACCCAACGAGGACAAGAUUACCAUAAAAGAAGUAAUCUUCACCUAUUUGGACAGUUUGAUUGCGAACAACAAAAUUGAACCUUUCUUCCUCAGAAAUGCCUUGUCAAAGACCUUGGGACUCAUUUUCGUGCACUGCACCACCAACUGUUACUCAACUUUGAUAAAAGACUUGUUGUCACUCUCUUACAACAGCACUACAGACUCUUUCAAUGAGAUUGCAACCGACUAUUAUAUCAGAACGUUAUUGGUGAUUCAUCAAGAAAUCGGAGAUCAAAUGAUCACCAGAGACAGUCGUUCCCAAGACCACAAUAAUCUUUUGAAAGAUUCCAUUAGAGCCAACGACAUGAUAGACUUGGCAAACAUCUGGAAAAAAAUACUAUCCAAACUCACAGCAGUUUCUUCUCCCAGCGACAAAAUAGUAGACGAAAUAGUUAACAAUACCAUCCUCUGCAUAGGUUACUAUAUUUCGUGGAUUGAAAUCAAUCUAAUUCUAGAUGAGCAAUAUAUGUCUUUUCUUUACCAAUUCCUAAGCUCUAAUGAUAACAGCAAGAGACGGAUUGUCACUGCGAACACCUUCAAUGAAAUUUUACAUAAGAAAAUGCCAUCGGCCAAAAAGUUAGAGCUUUUGAACUUCUUGAACUUGGGCACGAUGCUGAGCCAAAUGAACUUGAACUCAAAGAUAAUGGAAUUUGAUGUGGCCAUGGCACUAGCUAAACUUAUCAAUCAAAUAGGGGUUGAAGCAAUAAUAGUACUAGAUAAUGCAUCUCCACAGGAGCUACUAAACGACGAAUUCAGAAGUAUUGCAUGUUCAAAAAUAUUGGAAAUUUUCCCUUUGAUAUUUGAGUUUUUAUCAAAUGAAUUUGAUGAUAUUUCAUUAGAGGUUUUCCCAUUUAUUGGAAAUUUCCUUUCAUUCUUGAAGAAAAAUAUCACGAAUGACACAGUUAACUUUUCAUCCUUGAAUAACGAUGAGCUAUUGUCGACCUUAUCAAAAAAUAUAAUAAUGAAACUGAAAUUUGAUCCAGACGAUGAUGGUGAUGACGAUGAGACCAUUGAGCAAUUCAACGAAAUAAGAAACAAGCUCAAUGUAUUUCUAGAUUCAAUUGUGCUAUUAAAUGAAAGUUUAGCGUUGGAGGUGCUCAUCGGUUGCAUCAACGAAUUCCUCUUUAACAUCAGCACUGGUGCAAGUGGAGCUGGCGGCGAGAAAGAUUGGAGAACCAUUGAAUUGGGUUUGUAUGUUCUCACAUACUACAGUGAUAUGCUCAGAAACAACAUUAUGAAUUUGCCUAAAACCAUGAUCAAUAAUUCGAGACCAUACUUUGUUUUUAACCAAAUGUUAUGUAAAGUUAUCAACAAUUCAGGCGAAAUUUUAAUUAGCCACCCGUUAAUCCAGCUAUUGUUUUUUGAGUUACUACUCAAACAUUAUCCGUUUUUCACCAAUAACAACAUUCAGGUCGAAGGGGUUAAUAAGGAAGAUACUUUGAUGAAGGUCCUGAACGUUUUCAUUUCUAAUUUUGGUGUUUUCAGUGCUAAUGAAAAAGUUAAACAUAGGUCAUGGUAUUUACUGUACAGAUUUUUGAAAUUGACCAAGCCGAAAAUUAACGACUAUAUCAUUGAGGAGCUCAUUAAAUCUUUACUACCUUUGUUGAAUCUUAAUUUUGAAAUCCUUUCCAACAAGAAUAAAGCAGUUUCAUCUACGGAUGUCGCAUCAUUGCAUGACCUAGAUUUAUCUUUAAUAGAAGAAACUGGGUCGUUCGAAAAUCAACUUUACCUUUUUGAAAGUGUUGGGCUGUUGAUUACCUUUGUAUCGGAUGAAGACUCCAAGAUUACCAUUUUUGAAAAUGUACUACAGCCGUUAUUCUCGAACCUUGAAAGCGGAAUUACCUCAAUAACUUCAUACAAGCUGGAUCUAAAUGUGCUCAUCCAGGUCCAUCACUCAUUAAUUUCCAUGGGAAACAUUUUGAAAGGUUUUGAAAAUCUAAGAUCUGAAACGCUCAACAACAUAAAGCUUUUAAAUAUUUUCGAUCAAAUAUCACAAGUCAUUAUGAUCACAAUGGAAAACUUCAUUGAUUUCAAUAUAGUGAGAGAGUCGAUUCAGUUUUGUGUUGUUAGAUUAUACAUCAUUCUAAACAACAACAACAACAACAACACGGAAUUACUACAAUCUAUUCUUUCAAAGUUCAUUUCGUGUGUAAUGAUCAACUUUGAUAAGUUGAAGAUGUCUGAAAUUAUCAAUUUGAUCAACUUCAUUUCUCAAAUCCUUCAUCAAAGUAACAACAACGAAAAUUCCUAUCUGUUGUUGCAAUCCCUAUUGGCUCCAUUUUUGAGUAAAAUCUUCUUCAGAAUUGAAGCAGUCACAGCUAGCGCUACAGACGACUUUAGUAAAAAGGAGGUACUAGAUUUGCAGAGAUCCGUUUUGUCAAUUCUCAUUGCUAUCUCGAAUGACCACUUGAACUCUUUAUGGCUUUCCACAGAAGAGAACAAGGAGAUGUUAGUCAACACUGUCAAAAUGUCCUUAAAUUAUUCCUCUAACUAUUCCGUUACUGAUCUCUCCGUUGUCAAAUUAUCCCUGAUCGUGUUAAAUAUGUUGUGCCAGGGUAUCGGCAGUGGUAUAGUGAUAGAUCCACUGGACAAUUACAGAAAUGAGAGCAACAAGUUUGAGCAGGUCGACGAGAUAUUAAUUAACAACUCAAUUCUUUUGAGUGUGGAAUUGGGUCUCAAAGUUCCAGCAGCCAAUAAACACCUCUUGAAGGACGCACAAUUUAGAAACAAUGUCACAUUAGAGACAUGCAGAUUGCUAAAGGGAAUUGCACACAUAGGAUACGAGUAUCCAGAUGCCAACACUCUGCAAAAGAAAAAGACUGAAGCUACUGCUACUGCUACCACUGCUACCACUAUAGGAAACAAAGACGUCGGCAAACAACAACUACUUCCUUCCGGAUUCAACGAGUUCAGAUGUCAGCAAAUUUCCAGUGUGUUGUCCAACAACUUCGGCUUUCCAGGAGACCUGUCAAAUGAACUUGUUCAGGCUUUGGUAAGCAACACUGAUAGACAAUUUAUGAAGUAUCUCGUCGCUCUGGUGGAGAAGUUCUGA
Messenger RNA from Pichia membranifaciens NRRL Y-2026, 3300 nucleotides. RefSeq lists its product as hypothetical. Gene Ontology annotation, molecular function: small GTPase binding; tRNA binding. The transcript has 2 exons. Bases 1 to 3300 code for a protein of 1099 amino acids. NCBI's taxonomy places the organism in Eukaryota, Fungi, Ascomycota, Pichiomycetes, Pichiales, Pichiaceae. The record is from RefSeq and is a predicted model, not a curated record. Gene Ontology annotation, cellular component: cytoplasm; nuclear pore; nuclear matrix. Gene Ontology annotation, biological process: tRNA re-export from nucleus.